Molecule: messenger RNA, 1878 nt
Organism: Histoplasma capsulatum G186AR
Lineage: Eukaryota; Fungi; Ascomycota; Eurotiomycetes; Onygenales; Ajellomycetaceae
Product: RNA pol II transcription initiation subunit
Exons: 3
Coding region: 115-1572 (485 amino acids)
Biological process (GO): nucleotide-excision repair
Cellular component (GO): transcription factor TFIIH holo complex; transcription factor TFIIH core complex
Molecular function (GO): ATPase activator activity; double-stranded DNA binding
Source: RefSeq, a predicted model, not a curated record
CCUUGGGUUUUGCAAACUUCGAUCCCGCGCCCGAUUGGUAUCGCUAUGAUAGAUCGGUGAUACCUAUAGAACGGCGACUGGGGCCCAGAGCCACUGUUCCGGAAGAAAGUGAAAAUGGCUGCGUCCUCUUCCCGCUCGAUGGAAUACCUGGAAAGUCUGCCAGGAACAGUCUUCCGCAGACUCUACCAGCAACCAUCCACAGCUCUAGCAAUCUUCCGGCGAAUGUUGCCGUACCUGGCAAAAUGCUUCGUCAUGGCGCUUCUAUACCUUAAGGAUCCCCUCCCUGCAGCAGAUCUAGAACUAUGGGUGAAGACCGAGAGCAAACGCGAGAGAGACAACGCGCUAUCGAUAUUGAGCCGGCUCCAUAUCCUCUCAAAUACCACAACAUCGGAUAAUGUCAGGGCAUAUACUGUUACGGAUCCGUUCUCAUCAUCACUUCGACAGGCUCUUACAGGAGGAGAUAAACAGCAAUCUUUUGGAGUCCCGUCCGUAACCGACGAUGAAAACCCUAUGACCGUUGCUCAACUUGACCACUAUGCAAGAAGUCAGUGGGAAGGCGUUCUAGGUUAUAUGGUUGGAACUAGCGCUCUGGGAGUACAGCAGGCAGCCACGUUAAGUAAGGGUGUCAAGCAGCUUCUCCAAGCCUGCCAUCUCGUGGAAGUCCGCGACCGAAGAGUUGAAAUCACAAAGGAUGGUUUCGCCUUCGUCCUACAGGACCUCAACACCCAAGUCUGGCACAUCUUAAUCCUCUACGUCGAAAAUGCAGAGCAAAUAGGCAUGGACAGCAUCGAAGUUUUGUCUUUCCUCUUCGUCCUCAGCAGCCUCGAACUCGGGCAAUCAUAUGAAAAAAAACAUCUCACAUCCACUCAACUCAAGACCCUGGCCGACCUUACCGAUUUCGGCAUUGUAUACCAACAUUCUCCGCACCAAGAAGCAACCCGUUUCUACCCUACCCGCCUAGCCACAACCCUAACUUCCGACUCUAUAACCCUCGGCAGCUCCAUCUCGAGCAGCUUAACCGCGCCCAACGGAGUGCCCAGCGCAAGCUCCAACGAACCCUCAACAGGCUUCAUAAUCAUAGAAACAAACUACCGUCUAUACGCGUAUACCUCAUCCCCACUCCAAAUCUCAUUAAUCGCCCUCUUCACAAGUCUAAAAUAUCGCUUCCCCAACCUCAUCACAGGCAAGCUGACACGUCAAUCCGUCCGACGCGCCGUGGAAAUGGGCAUCACGGCCGACCAAAUCAUCUCAUAUCUAACCACCCACGCCCACCCGCAAAUGCGGAAGUACCACGCAACGAAGGCCGGCGCGAACCCCGUCGGCGUACCCACUGUUCUCCCGCCUACCGUUGUUGAUCAGAUCCGUCUCUGGCAGCUAGAGCGGGAUCGAAUAAAAGCUACGCCAGGCUUCUUAUUUAAGGACUUUGUUAACCUAGCGGAGUUUGAGGGCCCGUGCAGAUAUGCAGAGGAAAUUGGGGUUUUGGUAUGGAAGUCUGAGAGGAAGCGGAUGUUCUUUGUCACCCGGCAUGAGCAAGUUGCAGCGUAUUUAAGGAGUAGGGCUGGAAGGGCCUAAGCUAAUUUCAAAAAGUGAGGUUAAAGGGUAACUUAAAGUCUUGAUUUCUUUCUUCUAACCGGGUAGGUUAUACCCCUUUUGUGUUUUUUUUUUUUUUCUUGGUAUAAGACACCCCCUUUUUACGACAAAAUGGGAAAGGCGUUUGUGGCAUUAUCCCAGAAGACUUUGUUUUGAUCUUUUCCCCAUCUUUUGAUAUCCGUGAAAAGCAUACUUUUCGUCUUGUUUCAAAAUUUCUAUAUUUUCGCAUCUGUGUCGCUCUUUCACAGAUUCAGUGGAACAUGGGCAUUGAACAUCUGUUCCAUUCAG